Molecule: messenger RNA, 2339 nt
Organism: Zingiber officinale
Lineage: Eukaryota; Viridiplantae; Streptophyta; Magnoliopsida; Zingiberales; Zingiberaceae
Product: probable E3 ubiquitin-protein ligase BAH1-like 1
Exons: 6
Coding region: 1129-2100 (323 amino acids)
Molecular function (GO): metal ion binding
Source: RefSeq, a predicted model, not a curated record
GUUGGGUUAAAAAAAAAAAAAAAAAAAACUUAACCCGACCCAACCCGACCCGACCCACCCGAAUUGACACCCCUACUUGCACAUGGAAAAGCUAUGGGACGUGGCUUCCUCCCUCUCUUUAUCUAGGACCAAGGAAUAAAAGAAAGUCUGCUCCUACAAGCGAGAUAUGCACACAUAUUUCUAGCCACUUCUUUUCUACUUUAUCAUUUUUUUUUUUUCAUUUCUAGUGAUCCCUAAAGUUGACUUGAGCGUCGGAAUGGUUACAUCAAGAUCUACCUUAGCCCCCAUUUUAAUUCUCUUUGAAUGUUGCAGAGUGGAGUUUUGAAGAUCUUCCUUCUAAUCCAUCGCUAGCUUCCUCACGGGUGAUUCCCUCCUUAUCAAGGACCGUAUUUAGUAGGCUUCACAUACUAACACAAUUAGUUUAUGUAAAAGUGUUACUGUCAAUAGAUCUGGAUCGAUUCUCAAUCGGUACAAAAUAUCCCACUGAUUGCUUUAACCCCUCUUUGCAUGUGCUACUUUUGUUGGGCAAAAUUCUUCAUGAUUUAUCUUCCUUUCAAACACUAAAUGACUAUCCCAGAGACGAUUUCAUCUUUUACUAUCAAACGAUAGGAGUGAGUUAGUUAAGGAAUUAUAUGUCAAAUGGACAGGAUGUGUUACAAAAGGAAAUAAUUUGAUUAUGGAACUUGAAAACCCUUUCUCUUGUUUUUUCCAUUUUCUUUUAAUAAUUUAAGUGUCCACCCUAUUAAUUUUAAAGAUAGAUGACCUUUCUCCUAAUUAUCUACAGCAUAAUUUAUACACAUUUAAAAAUCGACCUCCUAAAUAUGCAUCUUAAAAUUUAAAUUUAAAUUUAAAUUUCUCAUCCUUUUAUUUAUUUUUCUAAAUAUUUUACUACUACAUCACAACCAUCACAAAAAAUAUUAGAAUAAAAAUUUAAAUUGCUUUCUAAAAAUAAAUCGGACUUUGUUGGAAUAGUUUAAAAUUGAAGGGGUUAUUGAGAAAAAGAUCAAAGUCGAGGGUGAGGGUGAAGGCGCGCGUAUUAAAUAAAGUGCCAAGUUUGGGCCUUUCUCGUGUUGCUUUCGAUGAAAGGAAGAAGCUCAGUCUUCGUCGGAAUCGGAUGGUGGAGAAAAGAUGAAGUUCUGCAAGCGAUACGAGGAGUACAUGCGGGGGAGGGAGGAGGGGCUGCCCUCCGUCGGACUCAAGAAGUUGAAGAAGAUCCUCAAGAGAUGCAGCAUAGAAUUCCACUCCCGGCAAGACGGCGAAGGAGGCGCCGCAUGCCCUAAUAAUUGUGCAGUUUGUGAUGGCUCCUUCUUCUCCUCCCUAUUGAAUGAGAUGUCGUCUGUUGUUGGUUGUUUCAAUCAACGAGCACAAAAGUUGCUUGAAUUGCAUUUGGCAUCAGGCUUCAAGAAGUAUAUAUUGUGGCUUAGAGGUAAGUCUCUUCUGAGCCAUGGAGAAAUGAUGCAAGAAGGGAAGGAUCUAGUCGCUUAUGGUAUCAUAAACUCCAUUGCCAUGAGGAAGAUACUAAAAAAGUAUGACAAGAUUCAUUUCUCGAGGCAAGGACAGGCAUUCAGAUCUAAAGCUCCAAGCAUGCAUAUUGAAAUUCUUCAAUCGCCAUGGCUCUGCGAUCUGAUGGCCUUUUACAUUAACUUGAGGCGAAGUUCAGAUAAGAACAAGUCUACGGUUGAAUUAUUUGAUGACUGCUUUCUUACUUUUGAUGAUGAGGGUAAACCGACACUGUCUUGCGGUCUCUUCGACUCUUUGAAGAUUGAAAUUGAUUUGACGUGCUCAAUUUGUUUGGAGACUGUCUUUGACCCAGUGUCUCUCACAUGUGGCCAUCUUCUAUGUUACAUGUGUUGUUGUUCUGCUGCAUCGGUGACAAUAGUUGAUGGCUUAAAGGCUGCAAGCCAUAAAGCAAAAUGUCCUCUUUGUAGACAGGAAGGAGUUUAUGAAGAUGCAAUGCACUUAAAUGAGUUGAAUAUCUUGUUGAGCCACAGUUGCCGUGACUACUGGCAGAAGCGGCUUGUGAGUGAAAGAGUUGAGCGAGUUCGUCUGACGAAGAAACACUGGGAAUCCGUGAGACAAGAUUUCCUUGGUUUCCAAUGAUCAAAACAUUGUUUGUCAGUCAGUGAUCAAAUUGCUUUGGUGGAAUUACUCUUGUACAAACCCUUCUUACCUUCUUGUUUACAGUUGUAAGUUUUCGGAACCAGAUGAUUCGCAGGAAGUCUCGUAGGUCAAAGAAUAAUGUAAAUGAUGCUGUUGUAAAAUUUUCUGAAAGUGUAUGUUUGAUAGCUAAACUUUAGGAUGCUAUACUGCUGAAAGGUAUUCUCGUGAUUGGCUUGCUA